UUUGGACCUUCCCGGCCACCAUUGACGCCAAUAUGGCUGCCUCCAGGGGAAACAAGGCUAACGCGAAAAGUCCAGACCGUAACUCCUUUGUCGCAUGGAUCUUAGCGCAGAGUUCAAGAGGUGGAAAGCGCAGUGUCUGAGCAAAGCGGACCUCAGCCGGAAGGGCAGUGUGGACGAGGACGUGUUAGAGAUCGUGCAGCUCCUAAAUGGGCAAGAACAGUUUUUCACCACGAGUUCCUGCGCUGGCCGAAUCAUCCUCCUAGACGGGAGUAUAAAUGGUUCUGAGGUUCAGAAACAAAACUGUUGCUGGCUACUGGUUACACACAAAGCCUGUGUGAAAGAUGAUGUGACUGUGGCCCUGAAGAAAGCGAAGGGCGAUGCCGUUUUGAAAUUUGAGCCACUUGUUCUUCAUGUGCAGUGUCGACAGUUGCAGGAUGCACAGAUUCUGCAUUCAGUGGCAAUAGAUUCUGGCUUCAGGAACUCUGGCAUAACUGUGGGAAAGAGAGGAAAGAUUAUGCUGGCUGUCCGGAGCACCCAUGGCUUAGAAGUUCCAUUAAGCCAUCAAGGAAAACUGAUGGUGACAGAGGAAUAUAUCAACUUCCUACUAAAGAUAGCAAAUCAAAAAAUGGAAGAAAACAAGAAGAGAAUUGAAAGGUUUUACCACUGCCUACAACAUGCUUUGGAAAAAGAAACUGUUUCUACAACCUCACAUCCUAAAGAGAAAGUUAAUACAUCAUAUAUUCGUAAAAAAAAAAGGAACCCAGCAAAAGCACAUGGCAAACGUGUUACUGAAGGAAAUGAAAAAGAACUGGAAAAUAAUGACCAUGAUGAUCCAGGAAUCAGUGUUACUAUCUUCCCUGAAGAUUACUGAGAUUUGGUUCCAAAAUGUCUUGGUAGAAUGAUGUUUCUAAUAGCUAUUAUAAAGCUGCUGUUAAUAAGAGUUUGUCGACUGUAUCAGACUUUCAGAAAAGCAAGAUUUAACUUUUCUCUAUAUUUUAGAGAAACCCUUAACUUUUAAAAACAACUAUGUAUAAUAUUUACUCCUAUAUACUAUCUUUUAAAAUCACAUAGUCAUUGCAAAAAUAAAAUUAUGAUUUUUUUUAA
Messenger RNA from Capra hircus (goat), 1104 nucleotides. It is a transcript of the gene TYW3, whose product is annotated as tRNA-yW synthesizing protein 3 homolog. The transcript has 6 exons. Gene Ontology annotation, biological process: tRNA methylation. Gene Ontology annotation, molecular function: tRNA methyltransferase activity. The record is from RefSeq and is a predicted model, not a curated record. Gene Ontology annotation, cellular component: cytoplasm. The coding region runs from base 95 to 871 and encodes 258 amino acids. Lineage: Eukaryota; Metazoa; Chordata; Mammalia; Artiodactyla; Bovidae.